Molecule: messenger RNA, 945 nt
Organism: Erinaceus europaeus (western European hedgehog)
Lineage: Eukaryota; Metazoa; Chordata; Mammalia; Eulipotyphla; Erinaceidae
Gene: CTRC
Product: chymotrypsin C
Exons: 8
Coding region: 74-880 (268 amino acids)
Biological process (GO): proteolysis
Molecular function (GO): serine-type endopeptidase activity
Source: RefSeq, a predicted model, not a curated record
CCACCACGCCCUCCCGUCUAUAAGUGCUCCCCUGCCCACCCUAAGAGCCACUCUGUCCUGAGAACCUCACAGGAUGCUGGGCCUCACUGUCCUGGCCGCCCUGCUGGUCUGCGCCUCCAGCUGCGGGGUCCCCACCUAUCUGCCUAACCUCUCAGCCCGGGUGGUAGGAGGAGAGAAUGCCAGACCUCACAGCUGGCCCUGGCAGAUCUCCCUCCAGUACCUCAAGGACGACACAUGGAGACACACGUGCGGAGGUACCCUGAUUGCCAGCAACUAUGUGCUCACAGCCGCCCACUGCAUCAGCAAUAGCCGGACCUACCGCGUGGCCCUGGGCAAGAACAACCUGGUGGUGGACGAUGAAGAAGGCUCUGUGUUCGCCGCUGUGGACACCAUCUUCGUCCAUGAGAACUGGAACUCCUUCCUGGUGCGCAACGACAUCGCCCUCAUCAAGCUGGCGGACCAUGUGGAGCUGAGUGACACCAUCCAGGUGGCGUGCCUGCCAGAGGAGGGCUCCCUGCUGCCUCAGGACUACGCCUGCUACGUCACCGGCUGGGGCCGCCUGUGGACCAACGGCCCCAUUGCAGACGAGCUGCAACAGGGCCUGCAACCCGUGGUGGACCACGCCACCUGCACCCAGAAGGACUGGUGGGGCACCAUGGUGAGAGACACCAUGGUGUGUGCGGGAGGCGAUGGCGUCAUCUCAGCCUGCAACGGGGACUCCGGUGGCCCGCUGAACUGCCAGACUGAGAAUGGUUCCUGGGAGGUGCGGGGUAUCGUCAGCUUCGGCUCUGGGCUGGGCUGCAACACCCACAAGAAGCCCACAGUCUUCACCCGCGUGUCCGCCUACAUUGACUGGAUCACUGAGAAAAUGCAGCUGUAAUUCAUCUCCAUCUGGGGCCAGGACGAUGAAUCCUCACAACGAUAAUAAACCUUCCUUCUCACAAA